CGGCGGCCAAGGCAACAACUCUCCCAACUGACCCUAAAAAACUAGUCCCUGCAACUUGCGACGCCACAGUAAGGAAUGGCAACUGGUGCCGCGCUGCUGUGCGCGCGCGCCUCGGCAAGUUGCGGGGAGUGACCGUGACCGGCACCACCCACUUGCUCGUCCCAGUCCCAGGUAUAUAUAAGCGGCCGCCUCUCUCCUCCGGCCUCUACCAGCUCUGAUCUCUCUACCCUCUCUCUCUCUCUCUAUCCCCUCCCGGCCGGCGGCCGCUGCUCCUCUGAGGAAAAACCAAGAACCGUGGGGGCGGAGUAGGGUGCUUCCGGUACUGCAUAGAGGAGAGCGAGCAAGCAGGAAGCAGCAGCAAUGCCGUACACAGCUCCGAGGCCGUUGCCGCAGCAGCACAGCCGGAUCGCGGGCUGCGGCGGGUUCGGGAAGGCGGCGUCGCACGGGCCGUCGUGCGCGGCGGUGCCGGCGGAGGUGGCGCGGCACCACGAGCACGCGGCGCGCGCGGGGCAGUGCUGCUCGGCGGUGGUGCAGGCGAUCGCGGCGCCCGUGGGGGCGGUCUGGUCGGUGGUGCGGCGCUUCGACCGGCCGCAGGCGUACAAGCACUUCAUCCGGAGCUGCCGCCUCGUGGACGGCGACGGCGGCGCCGUGGGCUCCGUGCGGGAGGUGCGCGUCGUGUCGGGCCUCCCCGCCACCAGCAGCCGCGAGCGGCUCGAGAUCCUCGACGACGAGCGCCGCGUGCUCAGCUUCCGCGUCGUCGGCGGGGAGCACCGCCUCGCCAACUACCGGUCCGUCACCACCGUGCACGAGGCCGCCGCCGGCCACACCCUGGUGGUGGAGUCGUACGUCGUGGACGUGCCGCCCGGGAACACCGCGGACGAGACGCGCACGUUCGUUGACACCAUCGUGCGCUGCAACCUCCAGUCGCUGGCGCGCACCGCCGAGCAGCUCGCCGACGCGCUCGCCUAGUGCCCGGGUCGCCGUCCGCCGGCUUUUUUGCGGGACGUUGCUCUUGACUUCUUCCCGUUCCUUUGGCCCUAUUGGGGGAGAUCGAUCCAUGGGUUCAAUGGUUGUAGAUUGAUUUAGCUUGUGAUUUGAUUUAAUUCUCUUUUUUGGGCGACACAUAGUAAAAACAAUCAUUUGUGUGGCUGUUGCCUCAUAUUUGACACCAAAUAUUCACAUACAUGUAGUACAAGUUUUAGCCGUCUAGCUACUGCUUGGCCUAGUUAAAUUUAGUCACUACUCCUAAUUUACCUCUAAAAAGAUCAUUACUUUUGAGCAAUUGUCCUUGUGGUUGCAUAGGAGUAGCUGUUAUGUGUUAGUUCCUGCGGUUGGAAGCCAAGUUUCUGCUGAGAAAUCUAUUGAAA
Messenger RNA from Panicum virgatum (switchgrass), 1367 nucleotides. RefSeq names its product abscisic acid receptor PYL4-like. Bases 361 to 969 code for a protein of 202 amino acids. Gene Ontology annotation, molecular function: abscisic acid binding; protein phosphatase inhibitor activity; signaling receptor activity. NCBI's taxonomy places the organism in Eukaryota, Viridiplantae, Streptophyta, Magnoliopsida, Poales, Poaceae. The record is from RefSeq and is a predicted model, not a curated record. Gene Ontology annotation, biological process: abscisic acid-activated signaling pathway. Gene Ontology annotation, cellular component: nucleus; cytoplasm. The transcript is spliced from 2 exons.